GAAUGUACGUAACCGCGGAUUUUGACUUUUCCAGGAUGUAAAUUCGCGCCAAAAAUAGUUGAAACCGCUAAAAUUCAACUACGCAAAUUUCAUAAGAAAGAUAAAGUUUGGGAGAAGGUUUGGCAUUUAAGUGAAUUAAAGUGUUUUUCAUAUUAACAUUCGAUUAGUUUUGUGUGACCAAUCAUCCAGAGCAUUUCGCUAAAAAUUACAACACGGUCAGUGUACUGUCGCGCGUUAUAACGAUAUUUUAAUAACAUUUAAGAAUUCCUGCCACGCACGCACUAUUUGCGAGUUUUAAUUUGUUGUGACAUCCGACCUCGGUUCAAAUCUUACUGCUGAGAACGUGUUCAACUAAUUACAAACUGGUGGAGCUGCAAACGGGUACCCGUGCAAUAUUCGUAUCGUCAUAAUUUAAAUAAAACUGGUACGGGGUGAAAACUAUUGCAAUUUAGUGACUGUCGUGUCUCAUUAAACGUCCCCGAGCGGAAUAUUACGUACAGACGUGCUAACUGCCAGAAAGUUCAUUAAAGCCGUGACACAUCCUGCCCUCAGUUCUGGAACAUGAUAUUUAGCCGGUAGACAGGAUGAUGGGGAAAACUGUCUUCAUAUUUCAGUUGCUCUUAAUCAUAAUAUUUCUAAACUUCUCAUUGUGCAUCCGAAAUGAGGGAAACAUAUAUAACUCCGAAGGAAGAAAUCGACAAAAUAUAAUAAGAUUCUCCGCGGAGGAUGCCCUCAUACCAAUUACGGACCCUACAGCGGGGAAUGUCCAACAAGCUCAACCGAACAAAGCUCAAGACAAAUUCACGUUCUCGAGUCAACGAUACCAAUAUUCCGUCAACAAUCCACAAGAUACGACAAAAAAUUUUGGACGCAGAAAAUACGUUGAUCCUUCUAUAACAAGCAGACAAAGAGGCACUCCUCCCAACGCGCUCUUUAACACGGGUGAACACUAUCAAAGCUCCAGCAAUUAUUACAAUAGGCGGCCAUCUUCGAAUUACCAUCGCCCGUAUGGCGGACAAUAUGAAUCAAAUGCAGUCGAUACAGACAAUGUCGUGACGAACUAUCAAUCCUACGGAGAUAAUCCUAAUUACUUCCAGGACAAUUACGCUCAUAACUAUAAUUACCCUGGAAACAAGAGACCUAAUUAUAAUCUCAGAGCAACACCGCCACCUCGUCCCCCACCAGUUCCUUCACAAUCACCUUAUCCAUACGAUUAUCCUUAUCAACCGCAAUAUGAUCAAAGCGGCAGACCACCACCGCCGUAUCCUUAUCCACAUCCUGAAUCUAUUCAGCAGCAAUCUCCCUAUGAUUAUCCUUCAUAUGCGAGUCUAUUCAAUAAUUUCCAAGCUUUUUCCAAUCCUUUAACAAGUCUAUUCAGUGGCUUCACUGGUGGAGGCAGACCGUCGAAUCCUUUAGGCUCUCAAAUUACAAAGGCUUUAGAGAACAUAUCUGCAAACGAUGACUUGAACUGCGUACCUAAAUUAUUGUGUCAAAUGAUUGGGAAUCCGGAACGACGCGCUGAAUUACCAGGAUUUCUUACAGCACCAGCAAUAACAUCAUUGAUUGCAGCAUUGCCGGUAGCUUCGCCAGCACUCGUAUAUGGACGCGCAGCUUUGCUAGGAUUCACAGGAGGUGAAGAAAGUUGUGAAAGUACUUACAACAAAUGUCCUUCAAACGAGGAUGAUUUACUCUACUAUUUGAAUAACCACCGAGGAGGCUUCUUCAGAUUCUUCAAUGGAGGUGAAUCAUUCAGUGAAGUCAGCAGUAAUUUCCAGGAUCCACAAUCGCAAUAUACAGGCAGCAGACCACAAUCACAAUACACUGGCAGCAGGCCUCAGUCAACAUAUUCCGGUUCAAACCAAGGAGCCCUGCAAUCGCUAUCAGACUCCGCCUCUCCAGCUGGAGGUGGUUUCAAUCUCUUAGGGUCCUUAGCAUCAUUCUUUUUACCUGGCUUUCAAAGUACUAGCAGUGGAUCCGAUGGGUUAGUAUCAGUAGUUGGAAAUUUACUAGGUGGGUUGUUAGUAGGACAACAACGAACGAAAUCUAAAAAAGUGUCGAAACGAAGCAUCGAUGUCGUCGAUACAAUAGACGAUAUAAAUACCAAAGAACCUAAUGAUGUUUUAAAGGCUGACGAGACAGUUCAAGAAGAACCAAAAACUAAUGAUGCAACCUACAGUGAAGAUGUAGGUGCUUCAAUUGAGGAUGAGUUAGAGGGUCGAAUUUUGAAUUAUAAAAGGGGUAUCCUUUCUGAAUCUAACAACUAUGAUUCACUAGUAAGGUUCCCAUUUGACGAUCAAUCCAACUAUGCAGAUAAUUAUCGUUAUGGAAAGGAUUUCGACUUUGAGCAUUACAAGAAUCAGGAUAUAAAUAAUUACGAGAGAUAUCCACCUUACAAUGACGUUGAUGAGCGGCCAUAUCGAGGUGGAAAACAAAUAAGUUUCAAAGAUGAAAAUGACCAGGAUUCGGACAGAUAUUACCCUUCAUCAGACUAUAAUAGAUAUCAAAACGACAAUGAAAGGCCUCAUCAAAUAAAAAUGGUAUUUCCCGACCGUACUGGAACAGGCAAUCUACGCUUUGACAAUUCUGACUUCGACAGAGAUCGGGAUCGUGACCAAGAUCGUGAUCGUCACCGUGAUUAUGUUCGUUAUCCUGACCGAGUUCGAGACCGCGAUCAAUAUAAUGAUGAUAACCGCGACUAUAAUCGCGAUCGGUACUCUAAAAGAUACGGAAAAAUCUUGAAUAGACCUAAUUAUAGUAAAUACGAAACAUAUUACGAUUAUGACGAAUACUAUAAUAAGCGAAAACCUUACUACCCCUCUAAUACUCACAAGAACGAUUACACUAAUUCAAACAGAUAUGAAUAUACAACUACACGUCGUCCUUAUUACAACAGGUACGAAACGACAACCCGAAGGCCAAUUUAUAAUGAUGACUACUAUGGGAAUAAUCAUCUAAAUCGUUACCCAAGCUCGUCAUCCUCUCGCCCUUCUGGAGGUGAGGGUUACAUUUACGUCACCAAUUCGAAAGGUGUUGUGGAUCACUAUAUCAAGCCGAAUGGACAAAAGGUUUACGUGUAAAAGGACAAUUGUUUUGUAACCUUUAACGAAAAUAUUGUUACGAUAGAUUACUUUAGGAUGAAGUAUGUAAUUUUAUUUACCUAGUUUUAGAGCCCCAUUUGCGUGUCAUCUUAUAAUUUAUAAUCCACCCCUAAAAUCAUUGACUGACACUAGCCCUUGAGUAUGUGAUUUCAGUUGUUCAUUGUUACAUCAGAAAUAUAAUAAUAAUCUUUUUAGUGACGGGA
This is a messenger RNA of Hermetia illucens (black soldier fly), 3301 nucleotides long. RefSeq lists its product as uncharacterized. The transcript has 4 exons. NCBI's taxonomy places the organism in Eukaryota, Metazoa, Arthropoda, Insecta, Diptera, Stratiomyidae. The record is from RefSeq and is a predicted model, not a curated record. Bases 585 to 3077 code for a protein of 830 amino acids.